UCACUUUGGAUACAAAUAGAAAGGGUUUGCACAACACAAUAUCUUCAAACGACAAAAGAAGACACAAUGCUGACGUUCGUGGCACUUUUUGUCGUAUUUUUAUCUGGAGUUUCAGCUCUAGGAUGUGAGAAACAUUGGGUGCAAUUUGAAAACUCUUGCUAUUUUUCAAAUCAACUCCCAGAAAGUGAGCGGAAAGCCUUCGAUCGAAUAAGAAGUAAUAGUGCUGGUAUGGUUGAAGAUGUCUGGUUUAAAUAUCCACAAGCCAAGGCGGCAUGCGAAAGGAAAGACGCACACCUUGUAGAAAUCGAAACCAAAGCGGAAAACGACUUUGUAAAGAAAUUGGCACAGAAGGUCCCAAAUCAUUGUGUUUGGUUAGGUGGUACGGACGCAGCUAAAGAAGGAACCUGGGUGUGGCCAUCAUCUGGUAAACCAUUCACUUUCACAGAUUGGUGGAAGAGUGUAGAUGGAAGAAGGGGCGAUGAACCAGAUGAUUAUGGAAGAGAUGGCCAAGACUGUCUCUCAUUGUCCAGUUAUGACAACUAUAACGCGUGGCAUGAUAGCGAUUGUAGCGACAAGCACAGAAGAGGAGACUUUAAGGGUAUCAUAUGUGAAAAACCGGCAGAAUAAAAGACAUAGACGAAAACAGACAAAUGAAUAGAAGAAUGUCACAAGACACAAUUAAAUGACUAGCUAUUAAAAAACAUUUAAAUCUACAAAAACUUAAUUCAUGUGCACUUGAAGUGUUUAAAGAAUGUGUUUUAAAUUUAUGGGCGGU
Molecule: messenger RNA, 775 nt
Organism: Mytilus californianus (California mussel)
Lineage: Eukaryota; Metazoa; Mollusca; Bivalvia; Mytilida; Mytilidae
Product: collectin-12-like
Exons: 6
Coding region: 67-627 (186 amino acids)
Biological process (GO): biological process involved in interspecies interaction between organisms
Cellular component (GO): external side of plasma membrane
Molecular function (GO): carbohydrate binding
Source: RefSeq, a predicted model, not a curated record